GAAAGUAGAAGCAGCGGAGAGGAUCUUUUGACAAGUUAACAGGGAGGGGUUGUGCGAUCAAAAUCUUAUACUUUUGAUAGAUCAAACAAAACAAAACCAAACCUCUUACUACUCAUGAAUGGUCCUUCGGAGAAACACUGAAAAGAAGCGACAGGAGAGGAACAAGAAUAAAGACUUUUCCCUUUAUCAGGUCAAAAAGGAGAAAGCCACUACAGUACACACACUCAUAAUUCCACCAACAGUCAAUAAACAAAUAUAUACAUUUAGUCGUUUUAAAUAAAAUCAAGCAGAAAUUCCUCAUAUAAAAUAUGACCAAAACAGAAUUAAUGUUAAUAUUUAUGAGUAGUCAAAACAAACGCACCUCUCUUUUCUUCUUUUCGUCAUUCAUAAAGUGAAAACAACACAUAAAGCGAGCAGAGAAACAGUCUAAAACAUUCUUUCUUGCACUAAAGAGAGGAGCUGCAGACAAACAAAGGAGGUUAAUUCUCUUUCUAUCUUUAUUUCUCUCUCUGUGAAAUCAUCACUUUGUUUUCUUUUUCUCCUCACUUUUCAUCUUCUGAGUUAAUGGAUGCUGCUAAGUGGUCACAGACAAUAAAAGCUAUAUUUUCUUUCUCUUUUCAUUCGUUCUCAAUUAUAUUCAUGGAGGGUGCAAGUACCAUAAGUAUGAGGAUGAUCAAUCCUUUUUGGAAGGGUCUUCAGGAUAUUGGUUUGGUGAAGCCCAUGGAAGAGAUGGUUUCUAAUACAUGCACAAGGGGAAUGUUAGAGAGAAAGACAAGGCCACCAGAGCAAUUGAAUUGCCCAAGAUGUAACUCUACCAACACCAAGUUCUGUUACUACAACAAUUACAGCCUCACUCAGCCAAGAUACUUCUGCAAGACUUGCAGAAGGUACUGGACUGAAGGUGGGUCGCUCAGGAAUGUUCCUGUUGGAGGUGGUUCGAGAAAGAACAAAAGAUCUACAAUAUCAAGCUCGUCAUCUUCUUCAGCUGCGGCCAAAGUUCCUGAUCUAAACCCACCAAGUUUCUCACAGCCAAAGUCCCAUAAAAGCCAGGAUCUUAAUCUGGCUUUCCCUGCUAUGCAAGAGAGUCAUGGUAUGUCCCAAUAUCUACAGGUAUCUAAAAUUGAAAACAACUACUCCUCUUCUUGCAAUACUUCAUCCCCCCUUUCAGCUUUGGAACUGCUCAGGACUGGAAUGGCACCAAGGGGAUUGAAUUCUUUCAUUCCAGCACCGACACCAGACUCAACUACACUGUACUCAACUGGAUUCUCUAUGCAAGACUAUAAACCGAUCCUUGGUUUUUCAAUUGAUGGACAUGGAAGUAGGGCUGGUAUCCAUGGUGUUCAAGAGAAUGGAGGAAGGCUUUUCUUCCCUUUUGAAGAAAUGAAGCCAAUUUCAAGCACAAAUGAAGUUGACCAAAAUAAGGGACAAGGCAAUUCAGCUGGAUAUUGGAACAAUGGAAUGUUAGGUGGAGGAUCAUGGUAAAGAAAGAAGGAACUGCUUUUUCCCACUCUUUUCACAUGGUUGAUUCCCCGUUUAAAGUUGUUUAGAACUAACAGAUUAUAGGAUACGUAAUGGUUUUCUUUGCUUUUAUUUCCUUCUCACCUCUGAACAACGUAAACGGAUUGGAGCCAUUUGGGUUUGGUUUCAAUAGGCUGUCCUAUGUUUACGUGUGGAUGGAAGAAAAAGAAAAGUGAACACUGGGCUGUGAUUUUGUAUCAGAACUAGGACUGCUACAGUGUUGUGUCUGAAUCUAAAGAGUUGUUCAAAUAAUUGGUUUCUAGUUUGUAGGCUAGGCAUAGAGGGAAAGUUUGUUUUCAAAACUCGGAGUUUCUUGACAUACCAUUGAAGACGCUCCAUCGUACUAUUAAUUGCAAGGCCAAUUAUUAUUGCUGUUUGCCCUUCACUUAGAUUCCAACGUGGGUGAUGGCCUUAAAUUUUUUUCCUUUUCCGGAUGACUGGCUCCUAUGAAAUUCACUCCAUUUAUGCUUCUAACAUCUCAUUGGCAGCAUUGAAAGACCUUAAUUAAAGAUCGGUGGUGAACCUUUUGAAUAGGAAACUACAAUACAAAGGCAUCCCACCUGCCACGUGCCACCCAAGUCUUAUUUGGGAACAAUUAGCAAAUUGUACUUUGAAAAAACCAGUUUACCUACUCCAACUAUAGUACUUAAUUUUUAUUUUUUGAUGCCCACUAAGUUUAAUUUAAAGCCAUUUGAAGAGGCAGCUAGCAGCUCUAACGUUAUAUCCCAUUUCUUUAAG
Durio zibethinus is the source of this 2256-nucleotide messenger RNA. The record is from RefSeq and is a predicted model, not a curated record. NCBI's taxonomy places the organism in Eukaryota, Viridiplantae, Streptophyta, Magnoliopsida, Malvales, Malvaceae.